Molecule: messenger RNA, 3245 nt
Organism: Ipomoea triloba (trilobed morning glory)
Lineage: Eukaryota; Viridiplantae; Streptophyta; Magnoliopsida; Solanales; Convolvulaceae
Product: disease resistance RPP13-like protein 4
Exons: 3
Coding region: 352-2994 (880 amino acids)
Biological process (GO): defense response to other organism
Molecular function (GO): ADP binding
Source: RefSeq, a predicted model, not a curated record
CCUAGGGGAAUUUUACAGUUGAUGAUACGCCACAGAAAAUGGCCAAUUAUUAGACAAUAUUAUAUAUUUUUCCUCAAGAGUACAGUGCUGGCCUGGCAUAUAUGAACACCAUUUCAUAUAACCAGGCUUAGCUUGUUCACUCAACUACGUAUAUACCAAUAAUUUCACAUUUGCUUAUCAGAUCAGAUCUGCCUCUUCUCUUCUCUUCUCUUCUCUCCAUCGGCUAAACAGUAUAUCGACCAGCAAGAGGACAGCAGAAAUACGCAGACAUCAGCCAUGCAUGCCCGCCCAAAACAUAAUUAAGACAGCCGCGAGUGUCAGGUAAUAAAAAGUAUAGAAUACGCAGUAAUUAUGGAUCCAAUUGGGCCAAUAGUUGGGACCGUUUUCAAGGGCUUGCAAGAACAAGUUCAAACCCAAGCUCAAUAUGCCCUCAACUUCAAAGAUCAGUUCAAAGAGAUGCAGACACAACUUGAACUCAUGCAAGCAUUCCUCAACGAUUGUAAAGAUGACAAAAGUAAGAGCCAAACUGUGAAGACAGCCUCAAAGCAUCUGCGAGAUUUAACGUAUGUUGCAGAUGACAUUGUCACCGGCUGCCACAUCAGAGAAGACUACAAGAGAACAAUUGAGAGUACAUUCUGCUUACCUUCUUGCAAGGAAGUUGUCUACCGUUGGGACAUGGGCAGGAAGCUGACAGAAAUUAACCAGCAACUUCAGAAUAUGCAUAAUAUGCAUAAAAUGCAUGAGAUUCUUGACAAGGUUGGUCAGAAAUCUAAGCCUCCUGCUCCUUCUAGUAGAAAACCCACCUGGCUAGUGCCACAAAAAAUAGUUGGGCUAGAAAAAGAGACUGAAAAAAUAACAAACUGGAUGUUUACUGGCAAUGUCUCAUUUAUUGGCAUUGCAGGAAUGGGGGGUUUGGGUAAAACCACAAUCGCCCAAAAGGUUUUCAACCAUAAGCAGGUUAAAGACCGAUUUAGAAAACGAAUUUGGGUUUGUGUAUCUCAAACCUAUGAUGAGGGUGAGCUGGAAAGGAGUAUCUUGGAUAUGCUAGGGGUGGAAUAUAAGGGAUGCAAUGAAGGUGAGCUGCAAACAAAAAUUUCUGAAUUGCUCUUGAAAAAUAAUACCUUAAUUGUGUUGGAUGAUGUGUGGUCGUUAAAAGGUGGUGGUUGGUGGGCUCUGAUAUCAACCGCGUUUCAGGAAACAGCCAAGCAUAACGGAUGCAUCAUUGUCACGUCCAGAAUAAAGAAUGUCAUAGAAAGUAUGGCAAGACAGGGCUUUAACAACAAUGUAGAAAUCCACGAACCCAAGUUGCUGGGUAAAGUGGAAAGCGAGAAGUUAUUCUGCAAGUUUGUGUUCGGCCCAACCAAAACCAAGUUCAACGGGUCUGAAUUAGACAAGGUGGGGAAGCAGAUUGUACACAAGUGUAAUGGUCUCCCAUUAGCAAUCAAGAUAGUUGGAGGUGUUAUGAGUGGUGUUAAACCACGGACACCUGCCGAAUGGAUGAAGAAAUGUGAAAAGUUUCGUGAAGUAAUAAUUGAAAAAGUUGAAGGCUCAGUUAAUGUUAUAGAUUCAUUGCAGUUGAGCUACGACGAGCUUCCAGAUCAUCUAAAGCAGUGCCUUUUAUGUUUUGCAAUUUAUCCAGAUGAUCAUGAAAUAGAAGUGGAACAACUGAAGCGGUGGUGGGUAGGGGAAGGUUUUAUUCGAGGCACGGAGACUCCAAAUAAAGAAGCCUACAAGUAUUUGUUGCAGUUGAUCAAUAGGUUUUUGGUUGAGGUUACAAAGAAGAGGGAUUUUGAUGGGAGAGUGUACAAAUGCAAAAUGCAUGACAUGGUUCGAGAAAUGGUAAUCCGGAAUGCAAAAGAUGAUGGAUUCUGUGAUUUCAGCGAUAAAGGCAAGCACAUAGCAACGCCUGAGUCUCUGCAUUUGGGUGUCACAAAGGACACAUCUUUCCAGUCAUUGAUUAGAAACAAGAAGCUGAGGGCCCUUAUUCUCACCACAUGUGAUUCCAUUGGCUUCAAUAAAAGAAUUGCAUUGGCAAAAGUGAAAACUCUCAGGGUUUUAGACCUCUCACGUCUAAAACUAGAUGGGAUUAGUGUGGAUGACCUGUGGCACUGGAUCACAUCCCAAAAACUCCUUGCUUAUCUGAAUCUUCAGGAUGUGGCAGACUUGAAGGAAAUCCCACCCUCGAUUCAAAAGCUUUGGGGCCUUAAGAUUCUGGUCCUAGAAGGAUGCAAAAGUCUCAGAAGCCUACCAUCGCCAAUGGCAUGCUUUCCAAGAUUAAGAGUUUUGGAUGUUGGGAAUUGUUCAUCUCUUUUGUGGAUCCCACAAGGUCUCUCUAAAGUGUCUAGUCUUCAAGAGCUCUUUGGAUUCAAGAUACCAAAAGGAAAUCAACAAGAAGCCUGUCGACUGAGUGACCUCGAGAAAUUGAAGCAACUUAAGGUGUUACAGGUGGACAUAAUGGAAGGAAGCCUGAUUCGUGAUGACGACUUGACAGCACUGGAAAGUCUGGAAAAGCUGAGGGUACUAUCAAUUAAUGCCAAUGGCAUUACAGACGAUGAAUUGUUACAAAAGUUGAAGAAGUUAUGUGUGCCAAAAGGUUUAAAACAUUUGUAUCUAAGGCGCUUCUGCCUAGAAGCUACACCAGCAUGGAUAAGUCCUUCUUCACUGCCCAAGCUGCAAUUUCUUUGCAUCGAGGACUCGAAAGAGCUCACCCAAUUCAGCGAAAACUUCCAUGAGGAUGGGUGGAUGAUAGAAGGAUUGUCUUUGAAGUUCUUGCCUAAGCUGAAGGAGGAAUGGGAAUGGUUGCAGAAGGAGGCAAUGCCUCAACUAAGGUACUUAGAAGUCAGCCACUGCAACUCAUUGAAGUCUUAUCCUUAUCACACAGAUGAUUUAUAUAUUUGGGAAAAGCCAAGGGAUGAGAUGGAAGAUGAUAAGGAAGUAGAGCGCAAUGCUUAUGAAGAAGAUAAUGAAGAAGAAUGCAAUACCUGUGAAGAUUGAUGCAGAAGAACUCCAAUUCAGCUACAUACCAAGUCUUAAUCAUGAACCCCCACCAGGUGAUCGAUUGUUGCGUGUUUUCUGAAAUAAAUAAUGCAUGUUAGUGUGAUGUUUUCAUUUUCUUUCUAUCGUGUAAAAUGUAAGAUGAUGAUGCUCUAUUGUUGUAUUUGCCAUAUGUAUUUUUCUGUAUCCAGAUUGUGCAUGUAAAACAUCUCUUCUAUGUCCAAUUCUGUCUGAGGUUGCAUUUUACACUA